AUGCCUUUAAAAUUUGUUAAAAGCCAAAAAGGUAAACAACUUUUAAUAAACAAUGGAUAUUUGCAUUUAUAUUAUAAAAAGGGUAGUGAUAAAUUCAUUUGGCGUUGUGUUGAUUAUCAAAAAUAUAAAUGCAGCUCAUGCUUUACGUCAACAAUGGAUGAAACUGGGACAAUUAUGAAAGAGUCAGUUCAUUAUCAUGCACCAGAUAUUUCAAAUGUCCAGGCAAAAAUAGUUAUUGAAAAAUUAAAAGAAAACGCCUUAAUCACAGAAUUAUCAACAAGAAACAUUAUUAGUAGAACAAUGUCAACAACUGAAGUUGGUGUGGUUGGCCAGUUACCAAGUAUAACUUCGAUGUCUCGUACAAUCCAAAGAGUGAGAACGAAAAAUGAAAAACCACCUGAAAACCCACUGACCAUUCACGAUUUGGUAUUACCCGAUGAAUGUAAGAACAUACACGAUGGAACAUUUCGAGCCGUUCCGAAAUUAUUUUCUCAAUUGUAUACAAUACAUGGUUAUAAAAAUAGAACAACUAUUCCGCUUAUCUAUGUUCUCAUGACUAACCGGACUACCAAUUCGUACAACGAAAUGUUACAAAUGCUAAAACAUAACAACCCAAAUUUAAACCCUUAUUCUAUCAUAAUAGAUUUUGAAAAAGCAUUUGAAAAUUUCCGCAAACAAAGAUAA
Messenger RNA from Macrosiphum euphorbiae (potato aphid), 684 nucleotides. NCBI's taxonomy places the organism in Eukaryota, Metazoa, Arthropoda, Insecta, Hemiptera, Aphididae. The record is from the annotation of a GenBank genome assembly.